GUCAGUCUCUCUCUCUCUCUCUCUCUCUCUCUCUCUCUCUCUAAAGAGUUCCAGUUCAACUUUGCUUGCAUUUAUGCCGUACGAUCAUAUAGUCGUCGCUCGAAUCAAUCAGGAAGUUUCUGCGGCACUGUCGUUCUCCGGUUACUGAUUUCCUAGGGCUUCAGCCACUGCAUUCUUUCCACUUCACAAGCUUCAAUUCGCAGGAUAUUUCCGACCUAGGGUUAUGUUAUCGUUUCUGGUAUCAUUGGUGUUGAUUAAAGGGCUAUGAGUUCGAAUCACCUGGUAUAAUCUAUCGUGCGUAUUGAAGCAUGCUUCCUGCGUAAAAUAUCAUUGUCUCCACUUUGCGAACGAUAGAAGAUUUUUGCGUUAAGAUCAGGGUUUCCUCUUUCUCUGCCCCUCUUUAGAUCGUCGCACGCUGUUAUUUAAACUCGAGAUGGCAAAAUAGGUGAAUUCGAUAUUUUAAUUCAGAGUAGUUGUAAUUCUACAAGAGAGUCGAUCAAUUGCAUAAUUUGAGUUUGCGCGAGACUUUAUAUUUCACGAACCGACGUAUGCAUGUGUAAUACCCUAAUCUAACCGGAAAUGAUUAUCUAAAUAGAUACUGUCUUCCUUCUACGGGAAGCGAGCGGCAGGGUAUAGUCAUGGAUCUUUAGGACUAAUUUGAUGGUUUGUCGUGAAAUUCCAGGGAACUUCCUAAGAAAAAUCUGUGCUAAGCAGUAGGUUGUAAUAUACAGCAUUGUGGAUCGGGUGUAAACUGUUAGGAGAGUCAUGGCGAAGAAGGAUAGGUUUCCUGAUGCUUAUUCCGGUGGAUUUCCUCACAAUGAAGAAUCUGAAGGGUCUGGUUGUUCUGGACGUGAUCAUAUGGAGACAUCUGGCUAUGAGAACUCAAGUGGCCAUAGAAAGAAAUGGAUUAAGUUGAGCUCUGCAUUGCAUGAUGGUUUUGGUGUGCCUAUACAAAGCGUCCCCUUGUCAACACUUCCAUCUUCUGACAAACAGAAGUGGUUACUUCGGUUGCGAUCUGAACUUGAUCAAGUGAGGACAUUUCAGAAGAGAGUGGAUGUGGACAGGGCUCAUGUAACAAUGUCAUCUUCCAGCAAUAUCAUUAGCUCCAACAAAGUUCAAGGAAACCUAACAAACUUGAGGAAAUCAAUUGAUCCACAAGCUCAGAAGGCACGAGGCACAAGUCCAGGUGUUACAAGGUUACAAUCUGUAAAUGAACCAGCUUUACCAGAGACUUUCAGUCUACAAUUGAGGAAACAGUGUGAGAACCUGUUAAAGAAGUUAAUGACACAUCAGCAUGGUUGGGUGUUCAAUAAACCUGUUGAUGUUGUUGCCCUGAAAAUUCCAGAUUACUUCAACGUUAUCAAGAAACCCAUGGAUUUAGGGACCAUAAAAGUUAAACUCAGCUCAGGUAACUAUUCAAGUCCGCUUCAGUUUGCUGCUGAUGUCAGGCUCACCUUCUCAAACGCCAUGACAUAUAACCCUCCAGGCAAUGAUGUGCAUAUCAUGGCAGAUAUUCUUAGUAAGUUUUUUGAACUAAGAUGGAAGCCUAUUGAGAAGAAACUACCAGCAAAUGGUUCUCAACAACAACAACAACAACAACCAGUUCAUGAAGUGAUUGAUUUAGUUAAGCCAAUGCCUCCUUCAAAGAAGAGAAAAGUUACCUCAAUACAAGAAAAGCUGUUGCCUGAGCCAGUUAAGUUGGUGAUGACAAAUGAAGAAAAACAUAAUCUAAGUAGGGAGUUGGAAACUCAUAUGAGUGAUCUACCAGAUAAUAUCAUCGACUUUUUGAAGAAACAUGGUUCAAAUGGUAGUGAAGCUGGAGAAGAUGAGAUUGAGAUUGAUAUUGAUGUUCUUAAUGAUGCGGCUCUGUUUGAAUUACGCAAGAUGUUGGAUGACCAUGCUCGAGAGAAACAAACCCAUGCAAAAGCAGAACCUUGUGUCAUUGAGCUUUUAAAUGAAUCAGGGCUUAGUAACUCAACUAUGCAGUUAUACAAAGGGAAUGAUGUUGCGGAUGAGGAUGUAGAUGCUGGUGGGAAUGAGGCUCCUGUUUCAAGCUAUCCUCCUGUUGAAUUAGAUAACAGAAACAACAACAAACAGACUACUUCAGGAGGCGUCUCUAGUGAUUCUGAUUCUAGCAGUGCUUCUGAAAAGGAGGUAAAAGAUGUUAAAGCUGCUAUUUCGUUUACUGGGGCAAAGCAGCAGCAGGAGGAUGAGGAGAGGAAUGGUGGUGGAACAGAUUCGGAUGAGAAGACAGACAUGAAGCAUUCAGCAGGAAAUAAGUGGGUCUCAGAUGGUGAAGAAAAUUCACAGCAGAGCCAGAGCCAGAAGCCAAACAAAAUGAAUGAUAGUAGCCAGAAGGAGAAGGACGAUGAUGGGGAAGUGGAUGAAAACGAGAGACAGGUGUCACCUGAUAAGCUGUACAGGGCUGCACUUUUGAAAAACCGUUUUGCGGACACAAUUCUAAAAGCUCGAGAGAAAACACUCCACCAGGACGAAAAAGCGGACCCCCAGCAACUUGAAAACCAAAAAAGGAAAGAAAAAGCGCGACUGCAAGCAGAAGCCAAGGCAGCAGAAGAUGCUCGAAGGCGAGUGGAGGCGGAAGCUGCUGCCGAAGCAAAACGGAAAAGAGACCUGGAGAGGGAAGCAGCCCGACAAGCAUUACUCAAGAUUGAAAAGACGGUUGAGAUCGAUGAGGCUUCUCGGUUUCUGAAAGACUUGGAAAUGCUAAGGGCUGCAGAGCCAGACCAGAUGCUACCGAGUUGCUUAGAUGAGAUAAGCCCUGGCCCCGACUCACAGGAUGGGUCCGGCUCGGGUUCGGGUUCGGGUUCGGGUUCAGGAUUAGGGAGUUUUAAAUUUGGAGGCACCAAUGCUUUGGAACAACUAGGCUUAUAUAUGAAAAGGGAUGAAGAUGAUGAACAUGAAGAAGAGGAAGAGGAAGAACCACUUGCUUUUGUGGGUGUUGGGGUAGUAAAUAAUGACGUCGAAGAGGGUGAAAUCAACUGACUGCUGUUGCUGCUGCUUGCUGAUAAAUUAUGCCAUCAUCAUGACAUGAUACAUGAUACAUGAUACAUGAUACAUGAUUGUUGGUAAGUGCUGAUGAAUCAAGGAGCCAGCCAGGAGUAGCAAGUGUUGGCAUCACAUCACAUGGCUCCAACAAAGCAUCAUGUAAUGUAAUCCUUUGUUUUGUCUUAGAAGACUCUUGGUUUCGACUUUAUUAACUUUCUAUAUAUAAUAACAUUAAUUAAUUUAUACCA
Lactuca sativa (garden lettuce) is the source of this 3254-nucleotide messenger RNA. RefSeq names its product transcription factor GTE9. Lineage: Eukaryota; Viridiplantae; Streptophyta; Magnoliopsida; Asterales; Asteraceae. Gene Ontology annotation, molecular function: protein binding. The record is from RefSeq and is a predicted model, not a curated record.